Messenger RNA from Onthophagus taurus, 1037 nucleotides. The record is from RefSeq and is a predicted model, not a curated record. NCBI's taxonomy places the organism in Eukaryota, Metazoa, Arthropoda, Insecta, Coleoptera, Scarabaeidae.
AUAGUAUUUAUAAUAAAAUUUUCUUUUAGUUUACAGAAAUAACGAAUAAAAUGAGUAACAUUUAUAGUACAGCAAAAAUUUGUCCAUAUAAAACAAAAGAUACUUGCACGGCAUCGGAAUUAUUAACAUUAGAACCAGGAAUAGAAAAAAUAAUGUCUGAAUCAACCGAUUACGAUGAAUUACUUUACGCAUGGACAGCAUGGAGAGAUGCAACAGGAGCUAAAAUUAAACCCGAAUAUCAAAAAUACGUUGAACUCAAAAACAAAAUUGCAGCUAAAAACGGUAAAAACACCGCUGCUGAAUUAUGGCAAGAAGCUUACGAAACUGAGAACUUUGAAUCAAAACUCGAUGAUUUAUGGAAUCAGGUUAAACCGCUUUACGACGAACUUCACAAAUACGUUUCAAAGAAAUUAAAAACUCGAUAUGGGGAAAAACUGGAUAUUGCUGAUGGUUUAAUUCCGGCUCAUGUUUUUGGAAAUAUGUGGGCGCAAUCCUGGGUUAAUUUAGGUUCUUUGGUAAAACCAUAUCCUGAUGCUAGUGCUGUUGAUGUUACUCAAGCCAUGCUCGAGCAAGGUUAUACCGUUCUAAAAAUGUUCGAGGAAUCCAAUAAAUUCUACACCUCUCUUGGUCUUGAAGAUAACGCAAUGUCGUACGGAGCGAAGGCGAUGAUUACGAAACCGGAUGAUAAAGAUGUUUUAUGUCACGCUUCCGCUUGGGAUUUUUGCGAUGGAUCAGAUUUUAGAAUUAAAAUGUGCACGCAAAUCGACAUGGAGGAUUUUAUAACCGUCCAUCACGAAAUGGGACACAUCCAAUAUUACCUUCAAUAUAAACAACUUCAAAUUGCACUCAGAGGAGGUGCUAAUCCAGGUUUUCACGAAGCCGUUGGUGAUACAAUUGCACUUUCUGUUGCCACGCCAAAACAUCUAGAAAAAGUUGGUUUACUCCAAAACUAUGUUGACUCCGAGGAAGCUUCAAUUAAUGCCUUAAUGGACAUGGCUUUAGAAAGAGUUGCAUUCUUACCAUUUGGAUUAUNCUGA